Alternaria novae-zelandiae is the source of this 1062-nucleotide messenger RNA. RefSeq lists its product as uncharacterized. The transcript is spliced from 2 exons. The record is from RefSeq and is a predicted model, not a curated record. Lineage: Eukaryota; Fungi; Ascomycota; Dothideomycetes; Pleosporales; Pleosporaceae. Bases 1 to 1062 code for a protein of 353 amino acids.
AUGCGUCAAUGUGAAGAAGACAAGGUGAGCCAGAAGAGGAAGGAGCGCCAAAGGCGCGAAGCGAAUGUUGCGCUUUCGCAUGUUAUCAUCCACGAAGAUCCUGCAGGAAAAGAUGAGACACCGGUACCCGGACAUGAUGAGAAGCUACCGGCGAAAGACGUAUCGCCAGAUCCCUCUGACGCUGCUCAGUCACUUCGCCCUCUACCGCAGAUCUCGCGCAAAAGACAACGCGAGCCUAGUUGCGAGUCACGAGACCCGUCACUCAAGGAGUCGAUUGUCGAUACAUCCCAGCGAGAUUCCACCGACGUACACAGCCCGUACUCAGAAUCAGCAACCGCCCCAUUGGAAUACUACAUUCGCCUAGCCUCAAAGUCCAUGUCGCUCCCAACUCCUUCCGACUCGUACUUCACCUCACCAGAGCACGCGCCAGUACUCCACCGCAAUCGCGAGAACAAGAUCAUAAUGUACACAGGCUCCUUCAACCCACCGCAUCUUGGUCACUUCGAACUGGCCUUUCAUACAUUCCUACGUAGCUCCUCCACCACCAUCGCCGUCGUCUUCCUUCCAUUUCGCGAUAAACUCAAAGCGAAAGACGGCGCUAUGGUCAACGGAAAGGUCUUCGCCACUGAAAAAGAACAAAGAAUCGCGCUACUACAAAACAACCUACUGCAGCGCUGGACUUGGUUUCACAGAGGCCAUCGCACAGAUUUCGAAAAAUACGGGGCUACUCUGAUCAAAGAAGCGAAGAAAGACGGAUUCCAAGUUUCCUUUGUAGUCCUAGCUGGAAGCGAUAAAUUCGAACGCGAAAAAGUCGAAACAAAGCCUUCUUGGCUCAUAGGAUGGGGAGAAAUAAUCACCAGCGACAUUACACGGCCUUCUAGUCUGUUCAAGGGUCCAGAGCGUCCGCCCACACGGUUACCUGGAUCUGUGAAUGCGGAGGCGCGAAUCAUGAAUGUCGCAUAUCUCUACGAAUCCAAGAGUACUGCGGUGGGCAUGCUGCUUUGGAAGGCGAGCCGCAUGUUAGAUCCAGGCAAGACAACUUGCUGCAUGAGAUUCUGGUAA